Messenger RNA from Pundamilia nyererei, 2757 nucleotides. RefSeq lists its product as uncharacterized. The record is from RefSeq and is a predicted model, not a curated record. Bases 1 to 2757 code for a protein of 918 amino acids. The transcript has 3 exons. Gene Ontology annotation, biological process: proteolysis; DNA integration. Gene Ontology annotation, molecular function: aspartic-type endopeptidase activity; nucleic acid binding. NCBI's taxonomy places the organism in Eukaryota, Metazoa, Chordata, Actinopteri, Cichliformes, Cichlidae.
AUGACUCUGCCAACAACCAAUCCAGCCCUGACGGUGCUGGGAAAACAGACAUUGAAGCACAGCUAUGUGGUAUCUCCCCAUGUGCCUGUGAAUUUGAUGGGCAGGGAUCUGCUCAUUAAACUGGGGGCCACUAUCAUGUGUUCAGCAGGUGGACUAACUGUGACACUUCAAGGAGGAAAAGAAUUCCUUUGCCUGGGGACUUCUUCAAAGAACCAGUAUUUGCUGCAGGACUGUGAACCAUCUACAGCAGAUAUAUACUGGGGUCGGUUGGUGGAAGAAGACAUUCUGAGACAAUAUCAGUUGUGGAAACCUUGGAUUAUGGCCUUGGCAGUCUAUACUCCCCCCCGCGAUCCAUUCCAUGUGACACUCUUCUAUGAUAGGAACGAGGAGGAAAUUUAUAGGGACCUGUUCCAGUCUGACCUUGAGGGUCAGACCUGGACUGUGUGCUCUCAAAACAUCUAUGUUGGUCCUGAAGGCGUCGCUGCAGCAGUAAAAUUAACCGAUGAGCAACGGCCUUGGUUCAAAAUGGGACCUGAUUCAGUGCCCCACGUUACAUUGGCGGUCCAUGAGGGUCAUCAGGCGAAAGAGCUGGGAACAAUGGUCAAGAGAGCCCUUGAGGAACCUGGCUGGCAAGCUACUCAGAUUCCAGAUGUUUCGUACUCGCCAAAAUGCAAAACUUACCGUAUCACUUGUCAAUCAGAGGACACUGUGAUUUUGGAGCAUCAACAAAUCUCAAGAAUCCAUGGAAGAGAAAGAAUAGACCAUGCGGAUGCAGUUGCCGCACUUGCGACUCUUCCUGACACCUUGUGGUCUUCAGGGCCUACUGAUGUGGGCCUGGCAACUUGUUCGCCUGUUUUGUUCCAGCUGAAGUCGCAAAUGCCAAUUUGGAAACCGCAGUACAGGCAAAAAAGGGAAGCUGAGGAAGGAAUUGCAGAAACUAUUGAAGGGCUAUUGAAAGUAGGGGUGCUUGAGCCCUCUCAGUCCUACUGGAACACUCCUAUUUUGCCAGUAGAGAAGCACGGGACAGGAAAGUACAGAAUGGCACAUGACUUAAGAGCUAUUAAUGCCAUUUUGCGUACUGACACAGUACCUGUCCCAAAUCCAUACACAGCACUGACGGCAUUAACACCAGACCAGAAGUGGUUUACAUGUAUUGAUCUAGCGAAUGCGUUUUUCUGUCUCCCGUUACAUGAGUCUCUGAGGGACGCUUUUUCAUUCACAUAUAGGGGGCAACAAUACAGAUACACACGGUUGCCACAAGGCUUUGCACUCUCCCCUGGCAUUUUCAACCAAGUGUUGAAAGAAGCUUUAGCGCCAUGCCACCUACCAGAGGGAUGUUCACUGGUGCAGUAUGUUGAUGAUUUGCUCAUUGCGGCUCCGUCGGCGUCGGCAUGUACAGCAGCCUCACUCACCAUACUGAAGAGACUCGCGGAGUGCGGGUUCAAAGUCAGUAAAGACAAGUUACAGUUGGUCCGACCAGAAGAAAUGGAGGAACUUGAGCAGGCCUUGGGAGAUCCAGAGGAGGUGAGUAUCAUAAAAUGUAAAGGUCACUCCUCAGGGACAGGCAUGGUGGCCAGAGGAAAUCAGGAAGCUGAUCGAGCAGCGAAAGAGGCAGCAGGCUACAAAGCACUACGACAGAUGGUGCAAAUAACUGUGGAAGAAGAACAAGGAGUCAACAUGUUAGAGGAAGCCAGGAAGGCUCAAGAGGAGGCGGCCCCAGAAGAGAAGGGGAUCUGGAAGAGUCGAGGAGCCUGGGAAGAAGGAGGUGUGGCCCAGAUGGGAAGACAUCUGUGCCAUUGGUGGCAUCCCUUUUUGAGGGAUAUGAUUAAGGAAAAAGCCAGGACGUGUUUGAUCUGUGGGAGGAACAAUCCAAAGCCAGUGAUCAAACCAGAGGCAGGUAAGUUCCCCAUUCCAGAAAGACCAGGGGAAGAGAUUGUCAUUGAUUUCACUGACAUGAUCGAUGUGGGACCAGGAGGAGUUCGAUAUCUACUGGUAAGUGUGGAUGCUUUGACAGGAUGGCCAGAAGCAUGGCCAACAAAGAGGGAGGAUGCAAAAAGUGUGAUUAAGUGUUUAAUCAAUCAUUACAUUCCCCGGCAUGGUUUCCCUAAGAGAAUUAGGUCAGACAAUGGGACUCAUUUCAAAAAUAAAGAUUUGGCAGAAGUAGAGCAGAAGCUGGGGUUACAACAUAGAUUUGGCACUGUAUAUCAUCCCCAGUCGCAGGGAAAGGUAGAAAGAAUGAACCUAAACCUGAAGAAUAAGAUUGCUAAAAUUUCUGCUCAGACGGGGCUAAAUUGGGUGGCAGCCCUGCCCAUUGCACUGAUGAUAAUAAGACGUUGUGUUAACCAAUCCACAGGUUUCACACCAUAUGAGCUGUUGACAGGACGACAGUUUCCAGGUCCUUGGACAACAGUCCCGGCGGAAGAAAGUAUAAAGAGUAACAGAAAACAUAUUGAAUGUUGGAAAGAAUUAAAAGCUCUUGUGUCUAGUUUCAAACAACAGGUUGGAGAGGGGGUGAAAGCAGAGGACCAAUCCGUCCCCGACGCCAAGGCGGUGUGGCUGAAGGUCAUUAAGCGGAAGUGGCGAGACCCGAGGUGGACUGGACCAUUCGAAGUGAUUGCCCGUACCACCAGUGCCGUCCGUUUAAAGGGCAAAGGGGAGACCUGGUUUCAUUGGUCUCAGUGUGCAGUCGUGGACGAGAGCCUGCUGGAGCUAAGCUCCACCCCAACAAACACAGGGGGGAACAUAGAGGCAGAAUAA